AUGACUAUCUACGUCUUAUUUUCUUUAUCUGUUUCAGUUCAUUGCUCCAAUGCAUCUCGCCUUACCCCCAUUCUGUCUCUCUCUCCAUUUCCUCUUUUGUAUAGUCUAUUUUUUAAGUAUUUUCUUUUACGUCGCUUAACGAACGUCUUUGUUUGCCCGUCUUCGCUCACACUGUCCUCUUUUUCUUUUCUCUCUCUCUCUCUCUCUCUCCAUAAUCAGACCAUGUCAUUUGCAAUAGAUCCACCCUCGUCCAAGCGAAUGGGAGAUGAUAGUCUUACCUCUUCAUCAAAACGAACAGAUCGAAGAGACAGGGAUUAUGAAGCUUCAACAUUCCAGUUUGAGUCUGAAGGAGAUCAAUUGUGUGAAAAGAUGGAAAAGUGCAAGACUGGGUCACAUAUUCUUCCUUCUCAGCCAGCUCCCUGCUUUAAGGGAACAGCUGUUGUAAAUGGUGAAUUCAAAGAAAUUAGCCUUAAAGACUACAAAGGCAAAUAUGUGGUCCUUUUUUUCUACCCAUUAGACUUUACCUUUGUAUGUCCAACAGAAAUUAUUGCCUUCAGUGAUCGUGUAGAAGAAUUCCAAAAAAUUGGAUGUGAAGUGGUAGCUUGUUCUACAGACAGCCAUUUCUCUCAUCUAGCAUGGAUAAACACUCCCAGAAAACAAGGAGGCUUGGGUGAAAUGAACAUUCCUUUGUUAGCAGACAAGAACUGUGAAAUUGCCAGGCAAUAUGGCUGUCUGAAAGAGGAAGAUGGAAUUGCAUUCAGAGGCCUCUACAUUAUUGAUGGUAAAGGCAUUCUAAGACAAAUAACUAUUAAUGACCUUCCUGUUGGGCGCUCUGUGGAUGAGACUCUUCGCUUAGUACAAGCAUUCCAGUACACUGACAAACAUGGUGAAGUAUGUCCAGCUGGGUGGAAACCAGGCAGCAGUACCAUGAAACCUGAUCCAAAACAAAGCCAAGAAUAUUUUAGAAGUGCCAAUUAA
This is a messenger RNA of Acanthosepion pharaonis, 978 nucleotides long. The record is from the annotation of a GenBank genome assembly. Lineage: Eukaryota; Metazoa; Mollusca; Cephalopoda; Sepiida; Sepiidae.